AAACAAAACUUGAAUUGAAAAUGGUUAAUUUUUUUUCUAGACAAUUGAUAUUGCUGAAUGUAUGAUUAUUUUUAAUUAAUAUCCUUAUAAUAUACUCAUCAAGUCCAUAUGAUCGGCUUAAUUUUUAAAGUUCAUUAACCGAUUUCCAAUUUUUAAACGACACUAUAGAUAAAUAGUUAUGUCUACUCGAAAGCGUCUUACAUGGGAGGAACUAGGCUUUCAGGAAGAUCAAGAAGGAAAUAUAAGAAUUGAGGAAAUAGUUAUACCACCUGCUCCACCUCCUGCAUUGACACAUGAUAUUCCAGAUUCUAGAUUAAUCAUCACUCACUUGACUGUUGAGAACUUUAAAUCUUAUGCUGGAGUACAGGAUAUCGGCCCUUUUGAUAAAAAUUUUACAGCUGUUGUUGGUCCUAAUGGAAGUGGAAAAUCAAAUGUUAUUGACGCUUUGAUGUUUGUAUUUGGUCAGAAGGCAAAAAAUAUUCGUGCUAAAAAAAUAAAUGCUUUAAUUCACAAGAGCUCUAAAUAUCCGGAUCUUACUUCAUGUACAGUUGCUGUUCAUUUUGCUGUUGUCAAAGAAGGGGAAGGAAAAGGCGUUAUAGUGAAAGAUUCAAGAUUUACUUUGUCAAGAACAGUUCUAAUAGAUGCUUCAUCAUACUAUGAGAUGGAUGGUAAAAGAAUGCAAUACAAAGAUGUUAGACGUAUUUUGAAAGCAUAUGGGAUUGAUAUGGAUUAUACAAGAUUUUUAAUUAUGCAGGGUGAAAUCGAAUCUAUUUCACUUAUGAAACCAAAGGGGCAAGCAGAAAAUGAAACUGGAAUGUUAGAAUACAUUGAAGAUAUUAUUGGUUCUAACCGUUUGAUUGAACCUAUAGAACAUUUUAAAGACCUUUUGAAGGAGAGAAGGGCUGAAGAAGCUGAAAAGUUAAAGAUACUUAAUCUUGUUGCAAAAGAAAAGCAAGAGUUGGAAAUGCCAAAAAAUGCGGCUGUUGCAUAUUUAAGAUUGGACAAUAAGCGUAUUUCAUGUGAAAAUUCUAUUUUAAUAUGUCAAAGGAGAGAUGCAGAAAAAGAUCUUGAAAAACUUCUAGAUAAGAAAAAGAAAUUUACUGAAGAGUUUAAGGCUCUCAAAGAAGAUAUGGAAAAAUUGCAGGCUUCAAAAAAAUCACUUGAAAAUGAUUUAAAUGGAAUUGUUAAGGAGCAUGGUGCAGUUUUUAAGAAAUGUGAAGAAUUAAAAGAACAGUUUAAGCAGCUUGAACGUGAAGAUGCUGCUAAUAAUGAGGAUGGUAAACAUGCUAAAGAAAAAAAGCAAUCUUUGAAUACAAAUUUGCAAAAAUGUCAAGAGGAGCUAAACAAACUAACUAAACAAUGCAAUACUUUUGAAAAAGAAACUGAAGAAUUGAAGUUGAUGAAAGUGAAAUUAGAAGAAGAUAAAAUUUUUGAGGAAAAAAAAGCUGCUGAGGUCAUGGGAUCUUUGAAGCAAGAAACAUUUAUUUUGCAAGAAAAGAAGGAUAAGAUUGAAAUUGAGUUGAAAAACUUGAAAGAAAAUGUUUAUGAUAUAAAAUCGGAGAUGGAUUUAUUACAAUCAGAACUUAAUAUUUGUGUAAGUGGUUCAAAGAAAGAAAAGGAAAAGCUAUCGUCUUUAAUUUCUAAUUAUGAAAAAACAACUGAAAAUUUGAAAAAAGAAGAAAGUCUUCUUAAGCAAGAAGAGGAACAAAUAAAACAAUUACAAAAUGAAAUAUCAUCUUUAAAAGAAGAGUUAACAGAUUCAAAAGAAAAGGAGCUUUCUUUUUCUCAACAACUGAGAGAUGAACGCACAAAAUAUGGGGAAGCUAGAAAUUCUCAACAGAGUUCCCAGAAUACAAAUAGGAUGUUGAAAGCACUGUUUAAAGAAAGGAAUGAAGGGAGGUUGCCUGGUGUACUCGGAAGACUGGGAGAUCUCGGAUCUAUUGAUUUGCAAUAUGACGUAGCUGUGUCUACAGCUUCUUCGAGACUAGACAAUAUUGUUACAGACGAUAUGGACACUGCUCGAGAAUGUGUAGAGUUUUUGAAAAUACAUAAUUUGGGUUAUACUACCUUUAUUGGUCUAACGGAAAUGAAAAAGUAUGAACCUCAUUGUUAUCAGAAAAUAUCAACACCUGAAAAUGUGCCUCGACUAUUAGAUUUAAUUAAAGUCAAGGAUACUUCUUUACUGCCUGCUUUUUUCUUUGCAUUUCACAACACAUUAGUUGCUAAGGAUCUUGACCAAGCUACGAGAAUUGCUCUGAGGGGCAGUCAAAGAUAUCGAGUGGUAACUUUAAAAGGCGAAAUUAUUGAACCAACAGGUCCCAUGAGCGGUGGUGGUGGACGCCCCAUAAGAGGGCGAAUGGGUCAAACUGUUGUAGAAAAUGUUUACACUGAUGAAGAGAUUGCUAGAAUGUCUACUGCUGUAAAUGAGUUAACCAAAGAAGUGUCGAAAUUGAAAAAAUUAUGUGUAUCUAUUGAAGAACAAAUUUCUCAAAAGACAUCAAAAAUUUCAUCACUGCAACAUUCGGUAAAAAAAAGAAGAAUGAACAAUAAAGCUUAUAAAGAACAAGUUGAAAUGCUUGCAUCUCAGAUAGAGGAGCAAAAAAAGAAAACUGCUGAAUCUACAGUUGAUGAAGAAAAGGUCAAUGAACUUGAAGCAAAGAUAAAGACCAAAAAUAAAAAUUACCAAAUAGCUGUUGAAGAAGCAACAGCUACUGAAGAAAAAGUGUCAAAAUUGCAGGCAGAAAUUUUAAAACUGACCAAAGGAAAUUACAGCAAAGCUAAGAAAACUGUUGAUCAGCUCAAAAAGAAAUGUGAUGAAGUUGCUCAAAAUUUAACAAGAUCUAUAGUUAAUAUAAGACAGUCAAAAACGAAAAUCAAGAAACUUGAAACAACUAUCCAAAAUAUAACAAAGGACAUCGAAGCAAAUGACAAAUUCCUUCAAGACUACAAACAGAAACAAGAAGCAUAUACAAUUAAAGGAACUGAGAUAACUGAAGAAAUUAAAUUAUUGAAGGGUGAACUUGCUGUAUUGCAAGAGAAACAGUCAAAAUUAAAGAAAAAGAUUGAAGAAAUCCAAGGAAAGGAGCAUCAAAUGAAACGAGAUGAAAUUGAAAAUAAAAACACCAUGAAAAAAUAUGAUGCAAGUGAAUCGGAAAUAAAAGCCAUCAUACGAAGUAUUAAUGCUAAGAUGAGUAAACUAAAAUUGAAUGCAGUUGAAGAAGAUCCUACUGAGUUGCCAUCAUUAUCUGAAGAAGACAUUGCCAAGUUAAAUCUCCAAUCUCUGACUUCAGAAUUGGAAAUUUUUAAAGUUCAACUAGAGGAGAAAAAAGUGGAUUUAUCAGCUAUAGAAGAAUACAAAAAAAAGGUUAAAUCUUUUGAAGAAAAAAUGAGUGAUGUGCAAACAGUGAGAAAACAAUUGCAGUUACAAGGUCAACGAUAUGAUGAAUUACGUAGAAAAAGACUUCAUGAAUUUAUGGCAGGUUUUAGUGUUAUUGCUAAGAAAUUAAAAGAAAUUUAUCAGAUGCUAACUAUAGGUGGAGAUGCUGAAGUUGAAUUAGUUGAUCAGAAUGAUCCUUUUGCAGGUGGAAUUGAGUUAAGUGUUAAACCUCCAAGAAAAUCUUGGAAAGCAAUGAGAAAUUUGUCUGGAGGAGAGAAAACUUUAAGUUCCCUUGCUCUUGUCUUUGCUCUGCACUAUUACAGACCUACACCAUUUUAUGUCAUGGAUGAAAUCGAUGCUGCUUUAGAUGUGAGAAAUGUUGCAAUUGUGGGAUACUUUUUAAAGGAAACUACCAAGAAUGCUCAAUUUAUCAUUGUUUCUCUAAGGAAUGUCAUGAAUGAACUCUCAGAUAAUUUGUUGGGUAUUUAUAAAAUUAAUAAUUGUACAAAAAACAUUUCAAUCUCAAAUGUAUCAGAAUGGAACAAACAAUCUGAAAGACCUGACAGAAAUUAAUCUUUUUUUCACCAAAUUUCUUAUUUACUUAACAUGAAAAUGGGAAAUUGUAUGUUAUUGUUUCAUUUGGUUUUAUCAAAAUUAUGUAAAGAUGUAUAAUAAUUUGUAUCAGAAUCAGAUAUCAUUUCAAAUUACAUUUCAUGGAUUUUACAAUUUUUUUCUGCAUUUCAU
Molecule: messenger RNA, 4120 nt
Organism: Argiope bruennichi
Lineage: Eukaryota; Metazoa; Arthropoda; Arachnida; Araneae; Araneidae
Product: structural maintenance of chromosomes protein 4-like
Exons: 27
Coding region: 179-3949 (1256 amino acids)
Biological process (GO): mitotic chromosome condensation
Cellular component (GO): chromosome
Molecular function (GO): ATP binding; ATP hydrolysis activity; protein binding
Source: RefSeq, a predicted model, not a curated record